UCCGAGGUUGAUCAACUACGGUUGCUCCUACGGCGGAUCCUUAUUUUCCCAGCGUUAAACCUUGGGGGAGGAAUGCUCCAGCGCUGUCGCACAACUACGGCUGGGUUCGGCUGUACUUUUCGAGUAGCGCCGUUCAAGUCAAAAGGCGGCGGAGAGUCUGACCGUGGAUGUUAAAAAAUUGACGUCAAAGCAUUUAUUAUCUAUGACGGGCGCGAGCGGAGUGGCUCAGCGGGAAUAAAGAUGAGGAUUCCUCCGGUGUGGGCACUGGGCGAUUGCCAGACUGGGUGAAGGGAGAACUCGACGCAGCAAAAACCUCCACCUGGUGCUGCAGAGUAGGACCGCUGUGCAGGUUCCUGCAGCCGUCGGCAGGGUGGAGCUUCCUGACCCAUGGAGAAUUACUUCCAGGCCGAGGCCUUCAACCUGGACAAGGUGCUGGAUGAGUUUGAGCAAAACGAAGAUGAGACGGACACGUCGAUUCUCUCGGAUGCCAAAUGGACUCAGAUCCUGGCCCCGCCGGCUCACAUGCUCUCUUUGAACCCCGCUUUGGCCCACUCAGACCUCAGCCCCCGGGAGAGUCCCCUUCCCUUUAAGACCCUCUCUGACUCUUCACCUAGCGCCUCUCUGGGAGAUGAUUCUAAAAGGCAGCCGGGGCCCGAACCUCCAUCCUGGGUGGAGGAGAGGCCAGCAGACAUCCACAGCCCCCCUCUCCCUCAGCCCAACAUCGGUAAGCUGGUGGGCACAGACGACCUCUCUCCGCCCCCCGCUACGACCUGUAGUGGCGUGGAGAACGGCUGCCCAGGCAGUCUGCAGCUCGAUGAGCUCAGUAAGGAGAGAGGUUCUCCUGCAGACGUUCAGCCUGGUGCCUCCGACCAGGCGGAGGAUCUCGGAGAGGUGCCUGCCUCAGCAGGAGGUGGAGGCUCGCACUUCACAUUUGACAUGGGAACGCCACAAGAGCACAUCCCUUCUGACAAUAUUCAUCCAGAUGUGUGUCCCGCACUGCAAAAUGGGGAAUGUGUUAAAGGUGAGAGCAGUGAAGCUGUUUCACAGGAUUUUAUCCAGGAAAGACAAACUGUACUCCUAAAAGAGGAGAAGGAAGAAGGUGUGAAUGGACAGGUUGCUCAGCCUGGUGGUGAGGUGGAGGAGAAUGGGGUUUCUCCUCCUGGGAGGUUGGGUGGGGAGGUGAACCUGCAGGAAGACCAGUAUCUCACAACAAGCUGCCUUCCUAAUGGUCGGGAAUGGGAGAACGGGAGCAGCUGGAAAACUAGGGAAUCAGAGGAGGAUAACUUUUCCUCCUCUCCUGCUCCCUCCAAAGAGGACUCUGUAACAGAGGAGAAAGAAAUGGAGGAGAGCAAACAGGAGACGAGUGAUGGAGGCGCAGUGGGGUCAGGUAGCAUUGAACCAAAACUCAGCAACAACCGGCUGCAGCCUGUAAGCGUUCCCUAUGGAGGGGCACGACCCAAACAGCCAGUCAACCUCAAACUCCAGAUCCCCCAGCUGCUGUCGGGCCAAGCCCAGAACCAGCUUGGCCCGUCUGCAGCCAGCAAGAACAAGAACCUGGAGAACCACUGUCAGAGGGGUACACCGACAGAACCAUCACCGAGCAGGACGGGUCCGAGUUCAGUCGGCAUAAACGGGGACGCUGGUGUCCCCUCUCCAUCACUAAUGUCCUCGGAGAGCCCAGACAACGACGUCCAGGCCGGACAGCAGGGGGCGCUCUGCAGGAAGGACUCUGGCUCGCUGGGAGAGGUGGCUCCCUUGUGGGUGCCGGACUCCCAGGCCCCGGUCUGCAUGAAAUGUGACGUCAAGUUCACCUUCACCAAGAGGAGACAUCACUGCAGGGCCUGUGGGAAGGUGUUCUGUGCAGCCUGCUGUAGUGUGAAGUGUAAGCUGGAGUACAUGGACAGGAAGGAGGCUCGCGUUUGUGUCACUUGUCACUCCGCCCUGACGACUGCUCAAUCAGGAGAGACUCCAGCUCCUGCAAGCAAUCAGAGUCCAAACCCCAACAACCCAGCGGAGUACUGCUCCACCAUCCCUCCUCUGCAGCAGGCUCAGGCCUCCGGGGUGCUCAGCUCUCCCCCUCCCACCGUCAUGGUGCCUGUAGGAGUCCUGAAGCAGCCCGGGAACGAGGGCUCCCUCUCCCGAGACCAGAGGAGGGUGUGGUUCGCUGAUGGGGUUCUUCCCAAUGGGGACGCAGCAAAGUCCUCCAAACUCCCCGCCUCCAGCUCAGCCACGUCCCAGCCACGAGAAGUCUCCACUUAUUCUAAUAAAUCCUCCACAUCCGAGUCUUCAGAGGCAGCGCAUCCCUCCGCUGCCCCGGUGGGCAGUCCCGUGGGCAGCUCUCUCAGUUUGAUCCCGGAGGACGGGCUCCCUCCCAUCCUCAUCUCCACCGGAGUCAAAGGAGGUACGGGAGGCCACAUCACAGAUUACACGGUGGAGGAGAGGCCGUCAGAGAUCGUCCUCAUGCAGCAGCUGGAGGAAGGAGGCCUGGACCCCCUGGUGUUUGUCCUCAACGCGAACUUGCUGGCCAUGGUCAAGCUCGUCAACUAUGUAAACAGGAAGUGCUGGUACGUGACGACUAAAGGAAUGCACGCUGUCGGCCAGGCGGAGGUGGUCAUCCUGCUCCAGUGUCUGCCUGACGAGAAGACCGUCCCAAAAGACAUCUUCACCCAUUUUGUGCAGCUCUACCAGGAGGCCCUCAGUGGAAACGUGCUGAGCCACCUGAGUCAUUCGUUCUUCACACAGAGCUUCCUGGGUAGCAAGGAUCACGGCGGCUUCCUCUACAUCAGCCCGUCCUUCCAGUCGCUGCAGGACCUGCUGCUGCCCAAUCCCCCCUACCUCUUUGGCAUCCUCAUCCAGAAGUGGGAGACGCCCUGGGCUAAGGUCUUCCCCAUCCGCCUCAUGCUGCGGCUGGGAGCAGAGUACCGAUUUUAUCCGUGUCCACUGUUCAGCGUUCGCUUCAGAAAACCGUUGUUUGGAGAAACCGGCCACACCAUCAUGAACCUCCUGGCAGACUUCCGUAACUACCAGUACACUCUCCCGGUAGUCAAAGGUCUGGUUAUCGACAUGGAGGUGAGGAAGACGAGCAUCAAGAUCCCCAGCAACCACUACAACGAGCUGAUGAAGGCCAUGAACAAGUCCAACGAGCAUGUGCUGGCCAUGGGGGCAUGUUUCAACGACAAGGCCGACUCCCAUUUAGUUUGUGUUCAGAACGACGAUGGGAACUACCAGACGCAGGCCAUCAGCAUCCAUCACCAGCCACGUAAAGUUACUGGAGCCUGCUUCUUUGUGUUCAGUGGAGCUCUAAAAGCCUCGUCGGGAUUCUUAGCCAAGACCAGCAUCGUAGAAGAUGGUGUGAUGAUCCAGAUCACAGCGGAGACGAUGGACUCUCUACGGCAAGCCCUGAGGGACAUGAAGGACUUCACCAUCACUUGUGGUAAAGCUGACCAGGAGGAGAGCCAGGAGCAGGUCCAAGUGGUCUGGACAGAAGACGACCACAACUUCAACAAGGGCGUCAUCAGCCCCAUUGAUGGGAAAUCGAUGGAGUCCAUCAGUAGCGUAAAGAUCUUCCACGGCUCAGAGUUCAAAGCAAACGGCAAAGUCAUCCGCUGGACUGAGGUAUUUUUCCUCCAAAGUGAAGACCAGCCCAACAGCCUGAGCGACCCGGCCGACCACAGCCGGCUGGCGGAGAACGUGGCCCGAGCGUUCUGCAUGGCGCUGUGUCCACACCUGAAGCUGCUGAAGGAGGACGGCAUGGCCAAACUGGGCCUCAGGGUAACGCUGGAUUCUGACCAGGUGGGUUACCUGGCAGGAAGUAACGGCCAGCCUCUCCUGCCUCAGUACCUGAGCGACCUGGACAGCGCUCUGAUCCCAGUCAUCCACAGCGGAGCCUGUCAGCUGAGCGAAGGCCCGGUAGUCAUGGAGCUGGUCUUCUACAUCCUGGAAAUCAUCUCCUAGAGAACCCCCCCCCCCCAUCCCCCCCAUGUCAUCUCCCCUCAACCUUCCUCACCUCAGCAGAACCACACAACUGUGGCGUUUCUUCAGUCAAAGCUAUGCAUCCACCCACCAUCUGCUUUGACCCAGAGGCGUUUUGGUGUCUGAGGAAGUGUGAGUGGGUGGGCGGAGCCUCACAGCCACUGCCUAAAUAACACCACAUGUGGCUAUUUGGACAGACCUGCAUGCUCCUCAGCUUCCUCCCAAAGUCACAGUCAGCUGGAGGCGCUGAAGCAAAGAACUGUGGGUAAAACUUGCCUCUGUAGCACGAGCACCGUUGCAGAUCCAUCGCUGGAAACUUUGAGGGGGAGAAACCUACAGAUCGCUGGAGGUGGAAGAAGGUGCCUGUGUGGUGAUUUUUGUUGUUUUUUUGCACCGUGGUGCUCAGUGCCUACAGCAAAGAAUCAUCAGGGGGGUCACUUGUCAAGCUUUACUCUUCAGUCACCAAACGCUUUCCGUCAUGGCUGCAGACUUGUGUAUAUUUUUAUAAGCAGAGCAGUUCCUACAUGUUACACGUGUAGCUUCCAGAUCUGUUACAGAAAAGUGACGUCAGAGUCCGAUGUCCUGUUGAACUAGAUUACUGACACAAAACCCGUUUAUUCUGCAGAUAAUUAAAACAAACAAGUUCCAGCUUAAAUCUGUACAUAAAGCUGGAAACUGAAAGAGAAAAGUUAAAAUCUCAUCAGUCAUCUUUAAAUCGCUCCAUUUCUCCAUCUCAUCUCAUCUUGGUUAAUCAAAGAUAUAUAUAUAUAUAUAUAUAUAUAUAUAUAUAUAUAUAUAUAUAUAUAUAUAUAUAUAUAGAGCUAUAUAUAUAUAGCUAUAUAUAUAGCUAUAUAAAGAGUAAUUGCAGAAGUAGUGCACUGGAUUCUAAGCCAUUUACUGGAGCUGAUGUGGCGCCGCUGCGUCCUGGAAGGGAAUCGUUUCAGCAGCAGAAAUAAGAUUCUGACUGACCCGAAGCUGAAUGUAUCUCAUCUCCCAUUCUUCUGCAUCCUUCCAAAGCCCUGAAAACCAGACCCUGGAGCGCUCUGGAGAUGCUUUCAGAGCCUCAACAGUUGUCGUGCAGCUAUGAACAGAUCAGAUUUCACCGGCGUUUCCUCUGUCGGCAACUCGGACCUGGAGGUGAAAUCUACGAAUGUAUUCUUGUUUCAGUUCCAGUCUGGAAAAAAACAAGUACUUUUUGUUCAUGUUAGAUGAGUCACCAUGAACCAAGACACCUGUACAGUAGUCAUCCCGCGUUACGCCGACAUUCCACCCAGUCCUGAAAUCAUCGACACAAUUUAGUGGAGAAAAAGUCAAAAGUUAGACAAUCAGUUAAAAAUCUGCAGAAGAGCCGGCAGCUUGAUUAGAUCUGCAACAUUAUUUUUUAUCUUUGUGGGUUUUAGGAGCUCCUGUAAUAAACAGGAACACAAAAAGCUAAUUUUGGGUCAUUUACUGCGAUGUCACCAUCCCUUCAGUGUGUGACAUCCUGAUGGAAUUCAAACUUUAAAAAACACAAACUAGAUGCGACUGUUUGUUUUUCAGAUCCCUUUUUACUGUGUCUGUUACAUUGUAUGUCUGCAUUACCACAUGUGUGCAAUAUGUCCCAAAUCCCCAAAAAAAGGUGCAAUUUGUUAAAGAUAAAAGUAGCAUUUGCUCUUGUAUUUGGCUGUAAAAACGCUUUUUUUCUCCAGAACUUUAAACACUGCAUGCAAACAGAAACCAGCUCAAAACCGGACGAGCUCCACUCAACUUUGCAUUUUUAACAGUUUAUCUAGUUUAUUGAUUUUUAAAAAAUGCACUAUCUUCUGUUUAAUUGAAUUCUUCUUUUUUUAAUAAAUAAAUAGUUCAAACGUUUUGAAAAGCCAAA
Molecule: messenger RNA, 5836 nt
Organism: Nothobranchius furzeri (turquoise killifish)
Lineage: Eukaryota; Metazoa; Chordata; Actinopteri; Cyprinodontiformes; Nothobranchiidae
Gene: zfyve9a
Product: zinc finger, FYVE domain containing 9a
Biological process (GO): endosomal transport
Cellular component (GO): early endosome membrane
Molecular function (GO): metal ion binding
Source: RefSeq, a predicted model, not a curated record